This is a messenger RNA of Alternaria triticimaculans, 2799 nucleotides long. RefSeq lists its product as uncharacterized. The record is from RefSeq and is a predicted model, not a curated record. Bases 1 to 2799 code for a protein of 932 amino acids. The transcript is spliced from 3 exons. Lineage: Eukaryota; Fungi; Ascomycota; Dothideomycetes; Pleosporales; Pleosporaceae.
AUGCAAGCUCACCCUUUCCAUCUUGAUGAACGAAGCUCGGUAUCGCAAGCGUCCCGUCAACUACAGCAGCUUCAACAGAAGAACGAAGCACUCGCACGUGAAUGCGCCGGACUUCAAGAUUAUGUCGUUCAGCUCGAGGGCCGGCCGACAACUCAGCAACACGAUGAUAUUGCCGCAGCGCAUGCGCUUGCUAAAGAGCACAUCAACGUUCUGGUCGCGAAGGAAGAUGCAUUGGCUGCUACAUGUAACCACAAGGAAGCCAUCAUCGCCGCACGAGACCGCGCGAUCACCGAACUUCUACACGAUCAGGAAGCCAUCAUUACCGCACGAGACUGUGAGAUCACCGAACUUCUACAUGAACAGAAGCGAGACAGGAGCGCUCUUGAUACUUUACGUGGAAAGCGCCGAGCGGACCGUAAGGCCAUAGACGAUUGGUCUCGUAGGAUUUCCGAACUGGAGGCGACACACAACGAGCAGUCAAGCACUAUGGCUAUCCUUCGCAAGGACAACAGUACUUUGCAAGCCAAAGUCCACGGCUUAUCCGACUUCGUUACCAGAAAGGAUGAGGAGCUAGCACGGCUGAAGCUAGCUCUCGACGCAGCCGCUGCCAUGAACGGAAACCAUAACGCCAUACCCAAAGGCAGCGACGCAAUUGCCUGCAAUUGCAACGCCGACUUGGUGAAGCAAACCAGUACAUAUCGAAAGCUUUCCGACCAUUUUGCGGAAAAAAGCAAACUCUGGGAAGAUACCGAGGAGAAUGUCAAGCGUGCAGCCCUCAUCGCCCAAGCGGAGACUCGUAACAACCACGCGAACUGGGUGCAGAUCUUGCAGGAGAAGGACGCCAUCAUCGCUGGUCUAGAGACUACACUAGACGCAGCAGUGGCCAAAGGGGACCUAGCCAAGCAUGUCCAGCACGCCAUCAAGACGCAUCAAGCCUUGCGAAAGAAGAACGCAGCAUUGAUCAAAGACAACAAGGAAUUAAAGACGGAUGUGCAGAACCUGCUCGAUGUCAACCAGUCGAAUGCAGAUCGACUGACCUCGUAUUUGAGGAAGCUUGAGACGCUGCAGACCGAACGCACAGAUGCGGUCGAUAAAGUCUCCCACCUGAACGAUGAACUGACGAAGUCCAAUAAAUACGUUUCGGAUUUGCAGAAGGUCAUCGCUGCUGCAGCUUCCAAGGCGAACCAGGGCGAUGUCUCUAACACCACAGACUGCGUUCCACGAGCCAUUGUUAACGGCAUCGUGGCAGAGGCCAUAGCGGAGUAUUACACGCAGGCAGAACAACUUCGCGCUGAGCUUCAGCAGGAACAAGAGACACGUCGACACAUUCAAGCCAAAUUGGAACAAUGUGAUAAGGACCUCUUCAGAUACCAGACUGAGGAGCAGGAUCGCUUAGCUAAGGUAGCUGGGCUUGAACGCAAAGUGCGGUCACUGGAAGCACAAGAGAAGCUCCUCGAAGGCCAAAUCCAGAACUGUCAUGCCUUGGUCAGCGCUACAAAUACCACCAGUAGCCCAUAUGCUUUCGAAAUGCAUCGCCUGAUCCUCACCCAGAUUCAUCCACUCCAAACAGAGAACAGGAAACUCAUCGCCGAGAAGUACGAACUCCUGAAAGAUGUCGAUAGGUACAAGCGUGAGGCGCUAGAUACGCGCGCCAAGUGCGAACGCAGGAUCGACAACUACCGUGCAUGGUACAAAGACUUCGAGAUGCACUACUGGCACGUCGCAGUUGUCGAGCGUGAUAGCCUGCACGAGGAACUUGCGUAUUGGAAGAAGAAGUGUGGCAAGGAACAUUUCUACUCCUCCACAGCUUCCAGUCGCUUAGUCCACGACAGGCGCUUGCUACAGUUUGCGCUACGAGAAGACCACGGCCUGACCAAGAGCAUGCUGCCCAAGGAGUACUUCGAUCCAGACUUCCUCAAGGGCUGCCACUCAGCAGUUGAGCUGGCUCUGCGUAAGCUCUGGCCGGACUUCUGGCAGUACUUGGAGGGACAUGCUGCGUGGGUGCCACUUACCGUCCCUCUACUCACUGGCGAGGGUGAGAUCGUCAUGGAUGAGGCUACUCGUGCGACGUCGAACGCGCGGCUUGCGGAGUUCAAGAAGGAACUUGAAGAGCUGGACGAAAAGCUCGAAGAGGCGCAUCGCAAAAUGUUCGACAUUGACGAUGGGUCGGACAGCGACGAGGAAGAGAAGACCGACGAGGAAGAUGAUUCCGACGGUAGCAAAGAACAUAUCGGCACGCCUUCCAAUACCCCAGGCUCGCACGACACGGAUGGUACGUCACCGCCUUCUAGCAAGCGCAGAUCACAUGAGCGAGGAGACCCGAACGAUAGCACGAAGGCUGACGGCUGCCAUCCUGAUGAUGCUCGAGAUUCCAAAGCGAUCGUAGACGAAAAGGCGCGGGAGUUUGAUGAGCUACCUGCAUUUGCAAAGACGAUGCUUGCGCGCAUCAGCGCCCACGAAGCCGAGAAUGAGAAGCUUGCCGGUUAUGUCGCUGACGAAGGCAUCGAUCAAGACGCUUUCCUCGCGCAAUUUGGUCAGGGUAUUACGGGUUCUGAAGACGGCAAUCUACCUAACCCGACCGAAUCUAUUCAAGUCGCUGCGCACGUCGAACAAAUAAGCAUCGACCGCCUGGACGUGAAAGGUGAUGAUGGACGUACUCUUGAGCAACGAGUCGCUGAGGAAUAUGUGGAGGGUGGGCACAAUACGUUUUCUGAAGAGGAGUAUGAUGGCUUUGAUGAUGGGAUGAAGAAGAAGUAUCGUGAGGCUAUGGUAGAAGCCGUGGUCGAGGGCCUGGACUGA